Colletotrichum phormii is the source of this 423-nucleotide messenger RNA. RefSeq lists its product as uncharacterized. Bases 1 to 423 code for a protein of 140 amino acids. The record is from RefSeq and is a predicted model, not a curated record. Lineage: Eukaryota; Fungi; Ascomycota; Sordariomycetes; Glomerellales; Glomerellaceae. The transcript is spliced from 2 exons.
AUGGCUUUUGGAAUACCUUCGAUCAUGACAUCUCUUGCUCCCUACCACAUCAUCUCAUAUGGAACCCUGCUCGGCACGUCACUAUUCCAGGCCCUCACAUUUCCCCCUCGUGGCCCGGCAUCCCUGUUCAAGGAGAACAGCGACUGGAUUCCGCUCGUGGUUGCGGGGUUGCCGUCCUUGGCGAACCUGCUCGUCUACGGACCGAGGUCUAAACAGGCGAUGAUUCAUCGCACUCAUCAAGAAACCCGCGAUGCCAAACGCCCUGGGGAUGUCGAUGAGCCCAGCCCAAAUAUGCUUGCUGUUAGAAGACGAUUCUCAAGGAACCAUGCGAUGAGCAUCCACCUCAAACUCGUCUCAAUUAUUGCGAUGCUGCGGUACGGUUUCAGCUUGGCAUCUCGCAUUCACAUUGAAGUCGACUCAUAG